AACUCCUAUCUUAUAAGACUAGGAGCUGUAUACACCAUCGACAACCAACAUCAUGGAGAACUAUGAUGAAGAGUACAACCUCUAUUGGGAGACUAAGAUGUUCUUCCAAAAUGAAGAACUGGACAGUUGGGGUUGGGAUGAAACGAUCGGAUACUACGAUUCCAGCUCUCCGGAUGGGGCCGCGUCUUCUGCGACCGCGAAGAACAUUGUGUCAGAGAGAAAUAGAAGAAAGAAGCUCAACGAAAGGCUCUUCGCUCUUCGAGCCGUGGUCCCAAACAUCACUAAGAUGGACAAGGCUUCGAUAAUCAAAGAUGCAAUCGACUACAUUCAAGAGCUUCAUGAUCAAGAAAGGAGAAUCCAGGCAGAGAUUGCUGACCUUGAGGUUGGGAAACAAAAGAAACCAUCUGAUUUCGAAGUGGAUCAUGGCCGUCUAUCGGUGGCCAGGACGAAGAAGAAGAGAACCGAUCAGGGCCGUGAGGUUGAUGGGCCAGGCGGGCCACCAGCGGCGCCAAUUGAGAUCUUAGAACUUAGGGUUUCUGAAGUGGGAGAGAGGACUUCAGUUGUGAGCAUCACAUGCAGUAAGAAGACAGAUACAGUUGUGAGGCUUUGUGAGGUUUUUGAGUCUCUCAAGCUGAAAAUCAUCACAGCCAACAUCACUGCUUUCUCUGGCAGACUUCUCAAGACCGUUUUCGUUGAGGCCGAUGAAUCGGAGAAAGCUCAGCUGAAGGAGAAGAUUGAGAUGGCCAUAGCGGAUCUUGAUGCUCCUAAAAGCACCAUGAACUUUUAAUUGAAGGAAAUGAACCAACGGGAAUUUCUCUUUACUUAGUGUAUAAAUGCUGCUAAGCUUUUUACGUGUGGUAGUCAUGUGGAUGAUGGCCUGUAUUAACAUAAUCUUAUGUAGACCAUUCACACCUCAUUAGGGCUCAUCUGUCCUUAAUAAAUUAACAUGGUGGUGCAUUAUUCUAA
This is a messenger RNA of Magnolia sinica, 966 nucleotides long. RefSeq names its product transcription factor bHLH35-like. The transcript is spliced from 5 exons. Bases 53 to 787 code for a protein of 244 amino acids. Gene Ontology annotation, molecular function: DNA-binding transcription factor activity; protein dimerization activity; sequence-specific DNA binding. The record is from RefSeq and is a predicted model, not a curated record. Gene Ontology annotation, biological process: regulation of DNA-templated transcription. Lineage: Eukaryota; Viridiplantae; Streptophyta; Magnoliopsida; Magnoliales; Magnoliaceae. Gene Ontology annotation, cellular component: nucleus.